UCGGCUCCUCGAGCCCGAAGCUGCGUCUCUGCGUCUGCGUGUCCGAAGAAGCGUUCGGAGGCGCUUGAUUGAUACCCCGAUUGACGACCACAUCAAUCGUUCGCAUGUGCUCGGGUUCAUCCGCAAUUAGGCAGCCGGGCCGAGCGACAGUCGGAGCGAUCAAUCGGUCAAUCAUUCAGUCAUGGGUUCAAUCAUUCGCUCCGCGUUUUGGCAGAAUUUCAUUCGACGUUGUAUCGCUCGGUGGUGAAGAAGAAGAAGAAGCAGAGGAGUUGGAGGUUACCGGCGGCAGCAGCAGUAGCAGUAGCGGACUGGAGCGAGCGAGCUGAUGAAUUCUAUUUAGGUUGUGUGUGCGGUGCUGAGUGCGGAGAGAUGAGGCAGCUCCUAGGUCCAGUCGAAUUUUCUCGUGUGCAAUUUUCUACAAAGUCGAGGAAGUAAUCUCUCUCUACUUACGCCGUCGAAGGCGGCAAAACUGGUUAGGCUGGGCUGGUUGUGUAGCUCUACCGCUUUUCGACGCAUGAGGAGUCGGUGAAGACAGGUUUUGUUGGACUCCGGAGGUCCUUACGAGAAAGUGGAGAAUGGGAGUAAGUUUCGAGCUGCUGAAUAUGGUGCAAAUGCAGUCGCUUUUGGCUCUGGCGAUCUGUGUACUCUUCUUCACUCAUGCGGUCGCUUUGGAGAUUGGGCCUUUGAGUUCCAUUCGAGACGUAGGGGUGAACAAGUCUGUUAUUAUACAGCCCCUUUCCCUCGAAGGGUUCGUGGAGGAAUCUCCAGGAAUGAAACCUGGUGAUCUGGUGGUAGCCACUCGCUUGCGAGUCCCUGGGAUAUCCCGGUUGCAGCAUGUGGAUAAGUUUUACCACACAUAUCGAAUCAAGGUUGAAACUCCUAGUCGAGGCGGGGGUUUCUUUACAGGAACUCCAAAAAUUGAUGUUUGUGUUCAUCAGAAUGAGAUUAUGGGUUUAGCUCAAUGUGGCAAAGAGAGUUGGCGAGCCCUUGACAAGGCAGGAUCGUGGAGUGGUGGCUUUUCUCCGUUUGAGACCAAAUUUAUUGAUAUCCGAAUAGCAGAACCACUUUCAGACCUUCCAAUCGUUGUUUCCGUGCUUGAUGAAUCUAGUGAAUACAGGUUGGUGUUUCUGGGGCUGGGAACGAUUCUGUUGAUACUGGCGCCUAUAGUCAGUGGAUGGGUUCCAUUCUAUUACACCACCGCGAUGACAUUGGGCAUAAUUAUGAUUGUCCUUGUUAUCGUCUAUCAGACAAUGAAGCUUUUACCUACCGGACGUAAGAGCUCAAUAUACAUCCUUUUAUACGGCUCUUUGGUCGGCCUGGGGACGGUGGUGGUCAGUUACUUUGGUAGCCUUGUUUCUUCUGUACUGUUGGAGCUUGGUUUCAGUGAAGAUAUGUACAAUCCUAUGGCUGUUUUUCUUGGAGUGGGAAUUGCACUCCUCGGGGCGUGGCUGGGCUACUGGGGUGUCCGGAAGCUUGUAAUCGCAGAAGAUGGAAGCAUUGACGAUGGAACGUCAAAAUUUGUAAAGUGGGCAAUACGCGUGUUCGGCUCUGUCAGCCUUCUCCAGAGCUCGAAAGACCCGGUAUUUAUGCUUCUGGCUUUUGUGGGAGGAGCAGCCGUGGCAUACGUUGUAUUAAACGCGAAGAUAUGUGUCAGUGAAUUUUUUGACUACGUGCAAGACAAUUGGUACUCAGAGCCUUUGAUAGGAAAAGGUGUUUCUUUUCAGUCACCUCGUAAAGAGAGGAAACACUACAUGACACAGGCGCAGAUGGAUGCUCUUCGGAGAUUGCCAGGCACGGACUCUUUAGUCGCUGGUGCACAGCUGGUCAGUAAUAAUGCGCAACUUUCGGAGGGAUCAACACCAGGGCGCAGAAGAAAACAAUUGACGAAGCCUACAGCGGACGAAGAAGCGUUUGUUUCUACAUUUCACAAGUCACCAGGACACAAGCCAAUGAGCAAACAGGAGUACGAAGAGAUCUCCAAAGAAUACACAUUGAAAGCAGUGAAAGAUCUGGAAAAUUCAAGGGAGUUUAGAGAUUGGAAAAAUUCCAACACGCAUAGGUUCUUUGUAGCCCCACACGAACAUAGAGAGGAGAGGCAUGAAGCCGAGAUUGCCCUCACUGCCAACCUUGCAGAGGCCAAACCCGAAGGAGGAUUUUUUGGCCACAGAAGACGGUAGAUCACUGUUCCACGUGCAUGUAACAUAUCUUGAUCUUAAACCCCAGUUAUUGGGGAAGCCUCCAAGUUAUACUUCCAGCAGAUUGCACAUAUUGUCUAGAUAGAUCAAGUCCUUGCACUACGCAGAUCUCAUUGUGGUCAGUCAUUCUGCCUGAAAGUGAGUUCUUCCUAUACACUGCCGAGAAAUGUUUGGUAGCAGAGUUAAUUAGCGUUUACGGUGAUCCUUCUACUCGAAACCCCGUUCUGUUCCCAGAUAGUUCAUUGAUUAGAAAUGUUAGAUAGCACAGUUAUCUGGCGGUCAAUGACGCGAAUGUUAACAGAAUCCGUCGAAUUUUUUUAUUCCCAAGAAUCUUUUGUUGAAAUCAUACACUC
Marchantia polymorpha subsp. ruderalis is the source of this 2548-nucleotide messenger RNA. NCBI's taxonomy places the organism in Eukaryota, Viridiplantae, Streptophyta, Marchantiopsida, Marchantiales, Marchantiaceae. The record is from the annotation of a GenBank genome assembly.